Molecule: messenger RNA, 2142 nt
Organism: Scheffersomyces amazonensis
Lineage: Eukaryota; Fungi; Ascomycota; Pichiomycetes; Serinales; Debaryomycetaceae
Product: LicD family-domain-containing protein
Exons: 1
Coding region: 1-2142 (713 amino acids)
Source: RefSeq, a predicted model, not a curated record
AUGACAGAAAUGCAGAUUGUUAAAAAGAAGAAGCAUGUGAUGAUUGCAUUAACUAUGGUUGCUUUAUUUGGUCUAAUUUUUAGAGUUGGUACAUUAAACAAUUAUGAAAAUGCUAAAUAUUAUUCUAAGCAUUUAAGAAGUCAACAAUUAGUUGUGUUUGCAGAUUUGCCUGAAGAAGAUCGGUUUCACGAUUCGAUUAAUGAAUUAUUUUCCUUGAAAGGUGAACAAAUCCCAUCAUAUUUAACAAAUUUUAAAUCUGAUGAUAGAAUAAAUCAGUUGAUACUAGACUCGGAAGCCUUGAGAAUAUAUAAGGAGAGGCCCCACUUUGAUCCAAGAAUUACGUUGAGUAUAUUGAUACGGUACCUAAUUCUGAACCCCUCCGAAGGAAAUGAGGAUGUCCAAAUUCCCUAUUUCAAUUGGAAUGAUUAUGUAGAUUUAUCCCAGAAUGAUAAGAGAGUAAAUUCUUGGAAAUGUUCCCAAUUUGAAAUUGAUGAAUCAUUCACUGUAAAAAAGGAAGGAUAUUAUAAGAGCCCUGAAGAAUAUUGUAUUGAUAACGAUGAUAUUGCAAAUCUAAUAGAAAAUGAAAAAUAUAAGAAAUUUCUUCCGAACUUUAAACUUAUUCAACAAAGUAAAUCGGCAUCUUCAGUUCAUAUUACCAAUUCUCCUGGACGUCAGAAGAUGGAGUACCGAGCUCAAUUUGGAAAAUUGUACUUGAAUGAAUUUAUGCCAAUUCCAUUUGCAAUUACAUUAAUACAUGAUGAAUUUGUUCGUACUGUUCCUAUAAAACAAGAUGGUGAGCUUGACAGUAUAAAGAAAAGGUUGGUAAAUACAGAACUAUUCACAAGUUCUGUGAAUGUACAAGAUGACUUGGUAGAAUUUGUAAAUUCUACUAAUCCUAUGAAACCAGUACUGAGUCUCAGAUUUUCAAAAGACCUCGAUUUCAGCCAAUUUAUAGAUCCAUCAGCAGAGUUAUUAGCGCAUUUCCGUCCUCAGUCACAUCAAGAUCAAAAUUAUAUUGAUUCACUCAGGUAUUCUAAUUCAAACCCAAAAGAUAGUUAUAAGUAUUUUGAUGAAGCUCAUAUAUUCUCUGUUGAAGAACAGAAACUAAAGUUUGAUGGAAGCCAUUACGACUGGAGAUUUUUCAAUUCCUUUUUAUUAGAGGAUUUUAAAGCUGCCAGCCUUCAUAGUCUCAUGAGUGCCUGGCUAGCCUUCACACGAAGGGUUGAACUUACAAGCUGGAUUGCGCAUGGAUCACUUCUCAGUUGGUAUUGGAAUGGGAUGGCAUUUCCAUGGGAUGCCGACUUUGAUGUACAGAUGCCAAUUACUGAAUUACAUCGUUUAGCACGUGAAUUCAAUCAAACACUAAUAAUUGACCUUGGACGUAAUAACACCAGUCCAAAUGUUGAAGAAAAUGAAGAGAUAAGGUAUGGCAGGUAUUUUAUUGAUGUUAGUAGUUCCAUAACUCAUCGUACCAAGGAAAAUGGUGAUAAUGUUAUAGAUGCAAGAUUUAUCGAUAUUGAUACUGGUUUGUAUAUUGACAUUACUGCAUUAGCUGUUUCAAAUAGUCCCACGCCACAGAGAUAUUACAAGCAAUUGUUUAAACCAAAAAAUGAUGAUUAUGAAAUUGUUAAUAAGGUUCUUAAAGUAGCGAACUGUAGAAAUGGACAUUUCCUCAAAUUUGAUGAUUUGAAUCCAUUAAGAUUAACGACAUUCGAAGGUCAGUUUGGUUAUGUUCCAAAUAAUUUUGGUACUGUCUUAGAGGAUGAAUAUAGGCAACCAGCAUUGGUUAAUGCACAUCAUGCUGAUUUUUCAUUUUCAUUCUACUUGAGAACCUGGAUAUUUGAUCCAUUGAAUAAGAAUAAACAAUUGAAACCUGGAUGGUUAAGAUCUAAAGAUGGGAGAAUAAUUGAACAGGAUAUGAUUAAACAGAAUAGCAAGCAAUUGGUUAAUUACGUUCAAGCACAAGAUUUCUUAAAGAUUCAUCAAUUCCAAAUGCAAAAUUUGGAUAAGUCACAAUCCAGUGAAGUAGAAAAUUCAUUAAAUUCAAUUGUACCAAGGUAUCUUAAACAUGAUUAUUAUAAUUUGAAAUUUAAGAGAAAUCGGUAUAAUUUUCUUCAGAAAUUAAAGAAGAAUUCAAUUUAG